AAGACCACUGUACAGAGAUUCUCAACCACGCCCCAUGCUCUCAAUGGAGUGUCCCGGCUUGGACAUUCAGCUGGUAAAGCUUUUUCUUAUACCCCUGAUAAACUUUUUUGGCAAGAGACUAAUGCCCACUUGCUUUUUCCCUUGGUAUGACAGUUUUCAGCACUUUCGGCAAACAAAGAACGUUGACCAGCGCCAUUUAUCAGUACAGAGCCGCCAAGUCCGCCUUCCAUACCUCCGUUAAAGCUGCUACGGCUACUGCCGAUGUUGCUGAGGUUAUCGAUGCCGCUAUUGCUCAAGAUACCCCCAAGAACUUUGAUGAUAUCAAGCACCUUAAUCCAUUAACACAGCAAGCUCUCGACAAAGUGUUCAAAUACAAGGCAAUGUCCAAGGUUCAGGAAGCUGUUCUUGAACGUUUGCCAUUGGAGAGGGACAUGUUCGUCAAGGCAAAAACUGGAACCGGAAAAACUCUUGCUUUCCUUAUACCAGCUUUGGAGUCUUCCUUUGGAGGUCAGGACUUCAAGGAUAUCAAGAAGUCCGUUGGUACCUCUAUCCUGAUUGUAUCACCUACUAGAGAAUUGGCCCAACAAAUUGCAGAAGAGGCACGCAAGUUGACCAAGUUUUACCCUUGCAAGGUUCAUUGUUUGGUGGGUGGAGAGCCCAAGCGACAGCAGAUGCGCAACCUCGAUCGUGAUCGUGCUGAUAUUGUCGUCGGUACGCCUGGCAGACUGAUCGAUAUGCUUCGUAGUGUUCGUCAUUUCAAGCGAUCCUGCGAAUCCAUCCAAACUUUGAUUCUUGAUGAAGCUGAUCAGCUUUUGGAUAUGGGUUUCAAGGACGAAAUUCAAGAUAUCUUGCGCGAAAUCCCUGAAAAGCGUCAAACUCUCUUGUUUUCAGCUACUUUGACUCCUCAAAUUCGCCAAAACAUUGUCCAAUUUGCUCUCUCCGAGGAUCACGAAGUAUUGGAUACCGUCGACCCCAACGAAAUCAACACCAACUUGCAAGUCAGACAAGAUUAUUAUGUUGCUCCCUUUGCUGAUCAAGCCGCCGUCAUUAGCAAUAUCAUCGCCAACCGUGACGCUGCUUUGGAAGGCAAGACCAUGAUCUUUUUACCCACCACCAGGAUGACAGAAAUGUAUGCUGAAGUGUUCCGUGAGCUGUUGGGUCCCAAGCGUGCUAAGGAUAUCUAUGAACUCCACUCCAAGAAGACUCAAUCCAAGCGCAACCGCAUUUCUGAACUUUUCAGAAGUGCACGUCCCGGCUCUGUCUUGUUCACAUCAGAUGUCUCAGCUCGUGGUGUCGAUUACCCUGGUGUCAAGCUUGUCAUCCAAGUGGGUGUCCCUUCGUCUAGAGAACAAUACAUUCAUCGUCUUGGACGAACUGGACGUGCUGGCAAGGAAGGUGAAGGCAUUAUCGUCCUUGCUCCAUUUGAAGAAGCUUUUGUUCGCAACGAGGUUGCUGACCUGCCCCUUGUAAAGCAAGACACCAAGUCGAUGCUUGCUGAUGUCGAUGAUGCAAGAGAAAUCAUUCAUGAAGCGGCUGCCAAACUUCCUGAGAGUUUUAUCAAUGAUGCCUACAUGUCAUUCUUGGGAUACUGUAAGUUUUUAGAAAAUAACAUGGUGGUGAUUGUAAAUCAAUUUGGCUGGACACGGUACUCAUGACGCUCCUCUUUUUUUCUCAAUUUUAGAUUCAUCCCGUAUGCCUCUCCUUAACCAACCUAGAUCAGAAACCUUGGUCCACGGUGACCACUUCAUCCGUGGGUUUGGUGUGACUGAAGUACCUUCAUUAAGUCCAAACUUGUUGGCCAAGAUGGGACUU
Molecule: messenger RNA, 1812 nt
Organism: Umbelopsis ramanniana AG
Lineage: Eukaryota; Fungi; Mucoromycota; Umbelopsidomycetes; Umbelopsidales; Umbelopsidaceae
Exons: 1
Coding region: 147-1655 (502 amino acids)
Cellular component (GO): mitochondrion
Molecular function (GO): ATP binding; nucleic acid binding
Source: RefSeq, a predicted model, not a curated record